CUUCUGCUCCUCGGCGAUCGAGCUGAUUUCUUUUUUUUUUUUUUUUGGAAUAUAUAUAAACUUUCUUUCCUAUAAAUUCCUCCAGUUUUCUAGAGAAAAUGGAGAAGCUGAGUAACUUUCUCGAGGUCUCAAAACCCUACUUUGCCAUGAUCUCUUUACAAUUCGGCUACGCCGGCAUGAACAUCAUCACUAAGGUGUCUCUCAACCGCGGCAUGAGCCACUACGUCCUCGUCGUUUACCGCCAUGCCUUCGCUACGGCUGUCAUCGCCCCGUUCGCCAUCUUUUUCGAAAGGAGAGCACAGCCCAAGAUUACUCUCCCAGUUUUCAUGCAAAUAUUUAUGUUGGCUCUUCUGGGGCCGGUGAUUGAUCAGAAUUUCUACUAUGCCGGUUUGAAAUUUACGUCUCCGACUUUCUCAUGCGCCAUGAGCAACAUGCUUCCCGCCAUGACCUUCGUGAUGGCCGUCAUAUGCAGAAUGGAAAAGGUAGACAUGAAGAGAGUGAGGUGCCAAGCAAAGGUAGUGGGAACUGCGGUGACUGUGGCUGGGGCCAUGUUGAUGACAUUAUACAAAGGUCCUAUAGUUGAGAUGGUCUGGUCUAAGCAUGUCCAUCCCCGGAAAUCCUACGUUACCGACACGACCGGAAACGGCGAGAAGCACUGGUUCAUCGGAUCCAUCUUCCUCAUCAUUGCCACUCUUGCAUGGGCUUCUUUGUUUGUCUUGCAAAACAAGGCGUUGAAUACGUACAAGAAUCACCAGCUUUCCCUCACAACACUAGUAUGCUUCAUUGGAACUCUUCAGGCCACUGCUGUCACCUUUGUUAUGGAACACAAAUCCUCUGCGUGGAAAAUUGGGUGGGACAUGAACUUACUUGCCGCUGCCUAUGCUGGGAUUGUUACCUCAAGUAUUUCAUACUAUGUACAAGGGUUGGUGAUGAAGAAAAGAGGACCUGUAUUUGCCACCGCUUUCAGCCCUUUGAUGAUGAUCAUUGUUGCCAUCAUGGGCUCCUUCAUCCUGGCUGAAAAGAUUUUUCUUGGAGGUGUUCUUGGUGCCUUGUUGAUAGUCAUUGGCCUUUACUCGGUCCUAUGGGGAAAGCACAAAGAAGGAAUUGAGAAUAAAUUAGAAGAGGAAAUACCUGAAGCCAUAAAGGGCCCUCAAGUUAAUGGAUUUUCAGUGAUCGAAGAAAUUGAAGCCAUUAAUGGAACAGAAUUGAAAAGAGCAGAGCAAAUUAUAAACGACAAGCUUAUUAUCACUUCAGUUGCCAUAAGCAUGCCCAUCCAAGAGCCUUCCAUGAAAACCAACCCAGAACCAAAAGCAGCUUAAUUAAUAAAAUUAUGGAUUAACUGCUGAUCGGUUGUAAUUAUACGGGGAUGGGCUUUUUUGUCUUUGCGU
Molecule: messenger RNA, 1388 nt
Organism: Morus notabilis
Lineage: Eukaryota; Viridiplantae; Streptophyta; Magnoliopsida; Rosales; Moraceae
Product: WAT1-related protein At5g07050
Exons: 7
Coding region: 99-1319 (406 amino acids)
Cellular component (GO): plasma membrane
Molecular function (GO): transmembrane transporter activity
Source: RefSeq, a predicted model, not a curated record